AAUGCAUACAAUAUGGAAGCUGACCCUUCCUUAGUCAGCACUUCGCCCAGUACAAAGCUUUCCCACUCAAAGGAAGCAACUAUUCCGAAUGACUUCAGCAACUACGAAUUGACCAAGCCCGUUGAUGAGAACCCGAUAUAUGAUAGUAUGUAUCAAGCGACGUCGAUUAUCCCGGCACAGCCGCCGAGAGAUCUCAAAGGCAGAUUGAUCUGCGGCCGCAAAGAAUGUGCCCACAUGACCUUUGGCACACCAAGUCUAUGGAGACAACACAUGGACCGUCAUACCCGUCCAUACAAGUGUGCCAUCACCAAUUGUUCCGCACACUCAGAAGGUUUCGGCUCAAAAGGCGAACUCAGACGGCACGAAAACAGCGUUCACCCCCAACCGAGCUCUUUCUCAUCCUCAUCCGGCUACAAAAAGUUCUACUGCCCUGUACCGAGUUGUCCUCGCUCUUAUGCAUCUGGGCUAUCAGGCACAAGUUCGAGAAACAGACCUUUUUCUCGUAAAGACAACCGACAGAACCACAUAUCUCGCAAACACCGAGAUCUUUAUCCAUCGACAUUCACAGCAAUCAAUUCGCAAGCUGGGGCUCGUCACAUCACGCCUGAGUCCCCGGACCACGAUGUAUAUGCCGAAGAAGAGGAAAUGAGUAUAAGAAGAAUAAUAUCAGAUCCAGCGGUCACCAAACCAGCUCCCGAUAUAGAGGAACACGAUCGCAUGCCUGUCGACGAACCUCCGACGCCAGACUACGUGAAUCGCGAGCAUAGUAGUGCUGUUGCAACCACAAUUACUACUGCUACCGUUGCUGCUAUCGCACCCACCGCUGCGAUGGAUGAAGCGCAAUUCCACAGACCGCGAGAACAAGAUGAAACAAUGAAAGACAAGGUGGACGAAACCGAAGAAUUGAGACAAAAAGUGAAAGACCUUGAGCGUGACUUGGAAAUAUGGAAGAAGCGGGUGGAGAGUCUUAUCGAUGUUCUUGGGUCCAAGUCGAAGUAG
This is a messenger RNA of Periconia digitata, 999 nucleotides long. The record is from the annotation of a GenBank genome assembly. NCBI's taxonomy places the organism in Eukaryota, Fungi, Ascomycota, Dothideomycetes, Pleosporales, Periconiaceae.